ACGACGACGACGACGACGAACCAGAAAUACCGGACCUGCCUCCACCCGUAUCGGCUGUCCCCAGAGACCCGUCAGAGCCGCCAACGGCACCAGCACGAUCAGCAACAGAACCAUCGCCAGCGCCGCAAACACACACGACCCCCGACUCGGGCGGCACAAAAACAACGCAGACCCUCCGCUCCCGCGGCCCAGCCCGCCCAGACUCCCCAUCAGCAACGACAACAGCCACAGCUCGCGCAGCCCUCUUCGCCUCCCGUCGCUCCAACACGACGAAAUCCUCCGCCUCGGGCCCCACGUCGUCGACGGCGACGGCCGAGGCGAUCCUGGACCACCAGCGUGCGGAGCAGGACGCGCUCUCCGAGUCGAUCCUCAAGAUGGCCAGCGCGCUGAAAGCCAGCUCGCAGAAGUUUUCGAGUACCCUCGAGCAGGAUAAAGGCGUGGUGUCGCGCGCGGCGGACGGGAUGGAUAAGACGGAGAGGUCGAUGGACGCGGCGAGCCGGCGGAUGGGUACGCUAAGGAAGAUGACGGAGGGGAAGGGGUGGUGGGGGCGGAUGAUUUUGUAUGCUUGGGUGUAUGGGCUCAUGGUCGGCUUGAUCUUGUUGGUGUUUGUGAUGCCGAAGCUGAGGUUCUGAGGGUACAUGGUAAAAGGGGGAUGGAAAACGCCUAUCAUCUAUGUUCAAGAAGAGGUUCAAGAUCGGGUUUGACAUGUCUACAGAGGCGUUGGGAUAACAAGGAGGGCUUUGUCUGCGAAUUGGAUGCGAGGGGGCAUGGCAUAAGCGGCACUAUGAAAUACAAAGAUGGUUU
Colletotrichum godetiae is the source of this 804-nucleotide messenger RNA. RefSeq lists its product as uncharacterized. Bases 375 to 632 code for a protein of 85 amino acids. Gene Ontology annotation, molecular function: SNAP receptor activity. Gene Ontology annotation, biological process: retrograde vesicle-mediated transport, Golgi to endoplasmic reticulum. Gene Ontology annotation, cellular component: SNARE complex; endoplasmic reticulum. The transcript has a single exon. NCBI's taxonomy places the organism in Eukaryota, Fungi, Ascomycota, Sordariomycetes, Glomerellales, Glomerellaceae. The record is from RefSeq and is a predicted model, not a curated record.